AAAGCCGUCCGUGCAAAUCAAAACUAACAGGAGAUAAUGAAAUGGUAACCGAAAAACGAGAGGAAAGCCAAAACAAAAGCCUUCUCCGACAUGCGUCAGCUUUUCCCAUGGUCCUAGUUUCUCUUCUGGAUCUCAAUCCGACCACAACGAUGGGUUUUGCAACCUCUGGCCUCAACUUCAUCCCGAUCGAUGCCUAUCCAGUUACCCUUGACAAUCAACCUUAGCCAAAUCCAAUUUCUAUCUACUCGGUUCGUAAAAUGUGUCAAACUAUAGAAUAGGGAUGGCAGUAGCAGAAGCACGAGCUGCAUGGCAGAGAGCAGCUAAUCGGUGCCUUGUCCAAGAAGAUGCCAAAAGAGCUCCAAAGUUAGCUUGCUGCCAGUCAGCAUCAUCAACAUCCAAGCAAGUUGACAAUGGACCUACCAAUAAAGUGGAUGAACAAGAUCAUCCUGCCUCAGGUUUUAUGCCUAGGAAUCCUUCGUUUUCCAAACUACCCGAGAACACAAGAUGGUGGCUCCAAUUGCAGCCAAGCAAUGGGUACCUAAAGGGUUUAACACAUGAACAAUCGAAUGUAUUGGAGGCCGAAGUGGAAACCUCAAGAGUUGGCACUGCAAAUUCUACAACUAAGUUUGAUGAGCUCCACCCUGAAAAAGGAGAUACCAUUCAUGUUUAUGAUGGUAAGAACUUUGAGUCUUCUCUUGAUAAGCAAUAUGGUCUCUCUGCGGUGUAUAUGAAUAAGGCCCAUGAAGUCAGAAAGCUAGAGGUAAAGGCUCCAUGUAGUAUGAAUGCCGAGGAGUAUCUUGAACUAAUGGAUGGGAGGGGAAAAUAUGAUCCUGUGGAUAUGGAUCCUUCUCAUUUUCCAGUUUCAAACCAAGCCAAUGAGUUUUGUUUAGAUCCAGAAUCUCCAUGGACCGGGGGUAAGACUGGGCCGUGGUGGCAAACAACGGAUAAAGAUGAAUUGCCCUUUUUGGUCAUGAAGAAGUCACUUGACCAUAUUGUUAAUUGUGAUCUUCCCCCACCUCAGAAAGUGUAUGUAAGGAGGCACCCAUAUGCUCGUAGUGGGCACAUUGACAAUGAUGAAACAUUGUCAUCAUCUUCUAAUUGGAAGGCCCAAACUAGUAGUAUUUCCAAUAGGACUCAUACAUGGGGCUGUCCUGAUUCUGGAAAAACACAUGGAAAUAAGGCGGACUCAUCUGAAGAGUUUCCAAGAUGUGUUUCUGACAAGUUGUUCAGCAGUUCCAGUACAAAGCAUAUAGAUGUCACAAAGAUGCCCCAAGUUUCUGAAGGUGAUCCUGGCAAAGCUCAGCUGAUGGAAGCACUCUGCCAUUCUCAAACACGUGCAAGGGAAGCAGAGAAGGCAGCAAAGCAGGCCUAUGCUGAGAAAGAGCACAUUCUUAAACUCUUCUUCAGACAAGCUUCACAACUCUUUGCCUAUAGGCAGUGGUUCCAACUGUUAGAGCUAGAAGCCCUUUAUGUCCAGAUUAAAAAUAACGACCAGUCAAUUUCCAGUCUCUUCCCUGUGGUCCUUCCGUGGAUGUCUUACAAAGGUCGGAGAAAGCGAAAGUGCUGGCAGAAGGCUACCAAGGGGAAAAGAGUCAAGCGAGGGCGAGUACGACAUCAUAUCAAAAGGUAUGCUAUUGCUUUUGCACUGGGGAUGAGUCUUGUUGGUGCUGGGUUGUUUCUGGGAUGGACUGUAGGGUGCAUGUUACCUCCUUUCUAGUUUACAAUGUUUCACCCUGCUCCUUUUGAAGAUUGAUUUAUGUAAGCAGCUGUUUUAUUUUUAUUUAUUUUUUAAUGCAUGCAUGUAUCUUUGUAGAUUCUUAAGUUGCCUUAUGUAAAUUCUCCCUUGCA
Molecule: messenger RNA, 1848 nt
Organism: Juglans microcarpa x Juglans regia
Lineage: Eukaryota; Viridiplantae; Streptophyta; Magnoliopsida; Fagales; Juglandaceae
Exons: 3
Coding region: 281-1717 (478 amino acids)
Source: RefSeq, a predicted model, not a curated record